CAACAACACGAGCCAUCGACUCUAAGAACGAACGCAGCAGAAGAACUACAGCAUCACAACAUCGCAGCCAUGGUACUAUUCGAUGAGGACCCCGUUGAGCUCAUGGCAGAAGCCACCAACAAAUUCCACAUCACACCCGACAAGGACUCGCUCACGCGCGUUCACGAGUCCCUCCAUGCUCUGCACCAGGCGCGCGCCCUACGACUCGACAACCAGACUUCAAUCCUCUCCUCUCUGUCGCGAAAACUAAACAAAGUCAACUCGGCACACUCCUACGAUUUGGAACGCCACGAUGCAGGGCAACACGCACAGAAUAUGCUGAAGAUGGACACGGAGAAGUUCAGAAUUGCAAAAGGCGUCAGCGAUGCGGAGAUUGAGAGUGAGAGGCUGCGCGGAGAGCUUGCAGCGUUGAGGCAGCAGUUGAACACGCUGGAGAGGGAAGGGGUCGAAGGCGGGCGGAAAGCUGACGGCGCGGAAGAUGAAAUUGUGCUGAAGUUGCAAUUUUAUCGCAGUUUAGGAAUUGAUGCGAGAAGAGAUGAAACCAGUGGAGACUUCAAUAAGGCUGUCAUCUGUAACGCUGAGCGAGGAGAUGUCCAUGUUGUGGAUAUCGAUGGUGGCCGAGUCGAUGCCAACCUGUUCUGGGAUGCAUUGUGAGCCAUUUCGUGGUAUUGGCCUGGAUAAAUGGCGUUGGAAGCUUAGGCUGG
Messenger RNA from Sphaerulina musiva SO2202, 704 nucleotides. RefSeq names its product Spc24-domain-containing protein. Lineage: Eukaryota; Fungi; Ascomycota; Dothideomycetes; Mycosphaerellales; Mycosphaerellaceae. The transcript is spliced from 2 exons. The record is from RefSeq and is a predicted model, not a curated record. The coding region runs from base 70 to 654 and encodes 194 amino acids.